UAGAAGCAGGGUAGUGUGCGGGUUUACGGUUGAAUGUGGACGGGAAGAGCGCAGCGGACUGGAGUGGGAUCACGGUGGAGGGAGAGCGGCUUUCGGACGGGUAGGCACGGCGAGCUGCACACGUGGGAGCGCCGUGAGCAAACAGCGCAGCAACAGGCACAUUGUGUAACCCCUGUUGUUUGACUUCGUCAUUUGCACAUUUGCCAAUGAUGGAUUGUACUCCAGACUCUGGAUGCUCAGGUGCUCCAGGAUCACCACACGAAGUAAAACAGGAUGGAAGUGAGACGUCAAAAGAUCAUAAUAUGUACAAUGGAUCUCAGAAGAAUGAUAAACCCAUUGAGAAGAAAAAUGAAGAACAGCAUGUGACCAAGAAAAGAGGCUGGCCAAAGGGUAAAAAGCGCAAAAAAAAUGUCCCCAAUGGUCCCAAAGCUCCACUGACAGGAUACAUGCGAUUCUUGAAUGAACGCCGUGAACAGUUACGGGCACAGCAACCAGAUUUACCUUUUCCAGAAAUCACCAAAACAUUGGGCAGUGAAUGGAGCAAACUCCCACUUGAAGACAAACAGUUCUACCUUGAUGAAGCUGAACGGGCAAAGCAACAGUAUAUAAAAGAACUGCAGGAGUACCAGCGAACUGAAGCUUAUAAAAUGAGCAAAAUUGCCAUCCAGGAAAAGAAGCUAAGAAAAGAAACCGCUCAUUCAUUGUCAAAUGGCAUGCAUGGUGAGAAGAACAACGAGCAGCAAGGGAAAAUGUCUAUGUUUAAUAUUCCAAUUUUUACUGAAGAAUUUCUUGAUCAUAACAAAGCUCGAGAAGCAGAGUUGAGAAAGUUACGAAAGACAAAUAUCGAAUAUGAAGAGCAGAAUGCAGUCUUGCAGAAACACAUUGACAAUAUGAGAAGUGCUAAAGAGAAACUGGAGGAGGAGCUGGCUGAAGAACAAAGCCAAAAUGCAAAUCUACACAAGCAUCUUGACAACUUACGGCAAAUGUUAACAGCUAGUUUCACUGAUGUCUCACUGCCAGGAAGUGGAGAAAGUGUGACAGUUGACACAAUUGAUUUGUUUAUGACAAAACUGCAUAGUAUCAUAGACAACAACCCUCAGCAGAAUGAAAAGCUUGUGAAGAAGGUCCAGGAGAUAGUCAGCAGCCUGGACAGCAGUGAUGGACCUUAAAACACAAGGAACUUCAUCAGUGAAUAAGGUUCAGUGAUCCAUGUUAGCUGACAUCCCAAGUUCCUUUAUCUUUCUAAACUUUAUAAUGUUUUCUGUAACUCCAUGAAGAAGGUAAAACUUUUAUUUUGGAGUACGGUGCAAUUAUGGAGAACUACAUUUCUACAUCAUUCAAGAUUAAAGUAAGCAUUUUGAACUCUUUGUCAACUAUGGCAUCAUGCGGGUUGUGACCUCCGAGUUGAUUUUUCUAGUUUUUAUUAACUUUUAUAAUUAGUAUGUCUUUGUGCAUGCAUAGUCUAUAGAUUUAAAAACUGCAUUGUAAAAUUUACUGCCAUUUUGUUAUGACUAAAUUAUGUUUGUAUUAAUGUUUUGUAGACAAAUGUGAAAUACUAUGUUAGUAAAGGAAGCUAGAGUUUGGUUUGAAAGCAGCCGUGAAGGGAGGGAUGUAGGCAGUGCCAUUUCCACUUCAAUGUAGUCAUGCUUACAGCCAAUAAAUAUAAGCUAAUGAUGAUUUAACUUCUUGGAGUCAGCUUCAGAGAAAAAAAUCUGGUAAGAUGAAAUUCAUCACAAACUCAAUUCUUUAGGAGAUGUGCAGGGUUAUUUUCUUUUAGAUUUAUUUUUUUUGGGGGGAAAAUGUGUUUAUCUUGAAACUAGAAUUGAGUUUUCUUCCUGGGUACAGUAGCAACUGUUUACAUGUUUGGGUAUUGUGUUUAGAAAGCCUCAUAUUCUAGGUUAUUUUGUGAAAUGAUAUAUAGACCUCUGGUAACAACAUAAAGUUAGUCUGGUGUAGUAUCUCAAUGUUAUUGGCCCCGCUAUCUUGAAGUAAUAAGAAAUGCAUCUUGGUUUAACUAUACUGGGGUUAUUAGCAUAUUUCAGUAAUAAAUCCUAACUCAGUAGGAAGCUACCUUGUAUACUCAUGCAUACUGUGAGGCAAACUUAUUAUUUCACUGUUUCAACUUAAAUUAUAUUUCUUAAACUGACACACCUGGAAGUGAUUAUGUUAUAGAGGGAGGAUUACAUUAAAAGAAUGUAUAUUUCUGCCUGAAUAUUUGAGAUUUGUUUAAACCCACUGAGUAUUGUCAGACAACUGUUAUCAAGUGUGCAGCUGCUUGGAAAUGUUACCUGAAAGGAAGAAGUCUGCAGCACAUUGCUGAAGAUCUUAGAGGCAAAAUGCAUGACAAAUCACCACAGAGAGAGCCAAAGCUAUUUGACAUUUCAGAGUUUGGUCUAUUGAAUCAAAACCACAUGCAAACCUGUUAUAUCUUGGUAAAGUUCUGCUGCCGUUAAUCAAAACCAUAUGCAUAUUGUUAUAUCUUGGUAAAGUACUGCUGCCACUAAUCAAAAUAUGCUGUGUCCUAUUGAAUCAAAAUCCCAUGCAAACCUGUUAUAUCUUGGUAAAGUACUGCUGCCGUUAAUCAAAACAUGCCGUAUUCUAUUGAGUCAAAACCACAUGCAUACUCUUAUAUCUUGGUAAAGUUAUGCUGCUGUUAAUCAAAACAUGAUGUAUCCUAUUGAAUCAAAACCAUAUGCAAACCUGUUAUAUCUUGGUAAAGUACUGCUACCGUUAAUCAAAUACGCCGUAUCCUAUUGAAUCAAAACCACAUGCAAACCUGUUAUAUGUUGGUAAAGUACUGCUACCGUUAAUCAAAAUAUGCGGUAUCCUAUUGAAUCAAAUCCACAUGCAAACCUGUUAUAUCUUGGUAAAGUACUGCUGCCGUUAAUCAAAAUACGCAGUGUCCAUUUGAAUCAAAACCACAUGCAAACCUGUUAUAUCUUGGUAAAGUACUGCUGCCGUUAAUCAAAAUAUGCCGUUUCCUAUUGAAGCUUCAUUUGCUUUUCUCCUGGAGUAUGCAUUUCAUCAAAAAAAUAUUAUAGGACAUUUUUAUGGAUUUUUUUCAUCUGUAUAAUUUCCUAUACCAAUGACAUUGAGGCUAAUUUUAAGGCAUCUAAUCUCAUUUCAUUCAGAUCCAUCAAAGAGCAAAGAUUAGGGAUCAGAAAUACUGCUUUGGUGGUGAAAAGUAAUAGGAUCUCAUAAAACAGUGAUGUUUCUUGUCAGAACCUUUGGCGAAAAUCCAAACUUCCUCCUAUGCAUGACAUCCAGAAGUAGGAAAAUAGGGAUUUCAUUCUUGAGGAAAGACUUAAGAUAGAAUGCUCUUAAAUGUUGCAAUGAAAUGUUAACAAAAGCUGUUAAUUCUUGUGUAACAAUCUUCACAGCCGUAAUAGAGUAAAAUCCACAUAUUAUCUUAUUGGAUUCUUUCCAAUGAUUGCUAAUUGGGCAGUUGAAAGAAAUAUUGGGAUUCGUACAGCAAAAUAUUUCUUAACUCUGGUAGAGUGCUGUAGGUCUGAUAUAAAAUGAGUGGUGUGAGAUAUCACUUGUGUAUCGUGGAUUAUUAAAACCAAAUGGAAGUAGAACAGAGCUGUUCUGUAAAGGGAAUAUAAGGGGAAGAAGAAGAAAGCCCUUAACUCCGAGUGGAGUCAUCGGGACGCCGUCAUGAUGGUGUUUUUUUUUAGUAGGCUUUCUUAUUUUUACAAGGCCGAGUUGCUAGCUUGAUGCUCAACCCAGCACAGAUGGAAAGCAUGCAAGGGAGCCGGCUGGAUUCGAACUUGGGAGCCUUCGCUCCGAAAUCCGGCGCUGAUGCCACUACACCACCAGCCGGCUAGUAUAAGGGGAAGAUAGCUAAUUAUUUUGGUUAUUUUCUUUUAUCUAUUCUUGAAUGUUAACAUGAAAUUGUUAUUGACACUACAUUUUACUGCUCUAUAGAAUGUUUGCAAUUUGGAUUUAUUUAUGUAGCUGCAAAAUUUUACCAUUUGUAUUGUAUAAUACUGCUAUGAUCAGUUUAAAAUGAUAUCAUACAAAUUACAGAAAGACAGUAAACCAUACAACAUUUUGCUGCUCUUUGUACUUCUAAUAGCAUUUCUACUACCUACAUCUUCAUGUUUUUUUAAAAAUUCAGUACAAUUGUUAUUUUCCUUUUUAAGUAAUAUUGCCUGCUUGAAAUCCACUUUAUAAAAUAAAUAAUGUUCAAGUUUUGUCAAAAACACUAUUUACCAAUCAUCACUUUGAAACAUCAAAAAACUUUAAAAAUCCAUACGUGGUCUGUCCUGGAGAAGGUGAUUAUUUUGGAAUUGUAACUAAGUAGUCUGUUGCUCCCUUUCCAUGGUCAAUAUCUAUCAUUAAUAAGGUAUUUAAGUAUUUAUGUAUUAUUUCAACUGAUACACUAGUCAGGUCAAAAUGACUUCAUCCAACCUUUUAUAUUAAAAUUAUUCAACAUCUUGCUGGCACCCAGAAUUACAUUUGCCUGUUAUGGCUUUUCACAUAGAUUAGAAUCUACUUCAGUGUUCAUAUUUACUUUGUGAAACAACAAAUUUCCUCUUUUUAUCCUUGGGUAUAAAGCAUCAUCAGUAUGUAAGUCAUUUGUAAAAGGAAAUAGGUGAUAUGUAGCGCAUAAAUAUCCCCAUUGAACUUUUUUGUUUAUAGGUAAAUAGAAAAUCAGAUGGGCUGUAUCAUAGUAUGUGAAGCACACUUUUCAAAGUGUACCAUCCAGAUAAUGAUUUAGCUCCAAUUGUUGAAAAGGCAAAUAUGCCCCUUGUUGUUUGGGUUUUUCCCAUUAGUUUUGUAUCCUAACACUUGUAGUUUUCUGUUAUUGACAAUCUUUAACAUCUUUCUUGUGUCUAUUUUCAAAGUCAUUUGGGUGCAUGCAGCUUCAAAUCUUGUGUUGAUUUAAUAGGAUGAUGGUUAUUGUCAUGAAAAUGUUUUGAUGCCUCUAGGUUAAAGGAUGAGGGCAGAACAGCUGAUAGUAGGUUGCAAUAUGUUUACUCUGCUCUUUUGUAUGGAAAUGACAAAAGGAAGCCUUAGCUACAUAGCAAAAAACAUAUUUGUGAUGAUAGUGAAAUCUUUGGGAUCAGUUGUAUCGUCUCAAGGAUUUAUGAUAUAUUUCUAUUUAGUAGGGAUGCCAUUAAGUUUUGUGAUUUGAUGUACUGUGUUCAGACUGUAUUGCAUUAGAUUAAUUCCAUUAAGUAAUUUCAUUUCCCUCAGUAAAUUUGUAUUGUCCAAAUUAACUACCUGUUUUUAUCUGCAAACUUUGUAUAUUAAUUUAAUUAUGUAGAUCAGUUUGUUGAUAAAAUGUAGCAAUCGGAUAUGUAACACGCAAUAAACAU
Messenger RNA from Mobula hypostoma (lesser devil ray), 5324 nucleotides. RefSeq names its product SWI/SNF-related matrix-associated actin-dependent regulator of chromatin subfamily E member 1-related-like. The transcript is spliced from 10 exons. Bases 207 to 1169 code for a protein of 320 amino acids. Lineage: Eukaryota; Metazoa; Chordata; Chondrichthyes; Myliobatiformes; Myliobatidae. The record is from RefSeq and is a predicted model, not a curated record. Gene Ontology annotation, cellular component: nucleus. Gene Ontology annotation, biological process: regulation of gene expression.